Messenger RNA from Xyrichtys novacula (pearly razorfish), 7239 nucleotides. Lineage: Eukaryota; Metazoa; Chordata; Actinopteri; Labriformes; Labridae. The record is from the annotation of a GenBank genome assembly.
GGUAAUGAGCAGUAGCGUCUUUUUCAUCCGCCAGGCGCAGCAGCAGAAGAAGAAGGAGGCGGACUUUUUUGUCGGUAGUUGUUUCCCCAAACAUCCAGAGUCAUGGCUGCGACCAUUGAGAGUUUGCUGGAGGAAAUCUCCGCCGUUGAGGACCCGAUAGAGGAGCUGCAGAAUCUAAAAACAGCUUUAAUCUCGAUACCUAUCAGCGCUUUGAGAGACUCCGUGAGCGGGCAGCGUUUCAAUGUGAUUUUCUCGCUUUUAAACUCCAAUGACAGGUGGGUUUGGCUCAGUUCACUCUGUUAAACAAUCUGCUGAGUCAGUCUUAUGUCAAUAUUUGAUUAUAUAGACAUUCACUGUUAAUUUGAACGUAAAAUGAGCUCAGUAGAUGUGAAUUUUAAGGGGUAAGCUGGCGUGAAAAAGCCGCUUUUAUCAGCUUCAGUGGUAAGCUAGCUAACAGGCUACUAGUGAUGGGCACGACAUUUCUUUUACUUGUACUGAAUCACUAGAAUCAGUUCACUAAAAAGAGUCGUUUUAAAAGAUUCGUUUACCAAAUCACCGAAUCAUUUGGGACCAGGAGAUGAGAGUGUUUGGCUGUGUUGCUUUAGCAAACAGGUUUGUAAAAAUGAACUUGUUUAUAAGUCAUGAUGUUUUAAGUGUACUGUCCUAUGGUAUGCUAUUUAUCAGGUCUGCUUGUUAAAUUGGGGUCAGUGAAUGAUUUGUUCACUGAAUAUUUAUAAGAAUUCACACUGAACAUGAACUGUUUCUCACAAACCACUGCAAUGAUAGGAUGCUGCAGGUUUGAUGCACUACUUGUUACAUUUGCAAUUGUAUGCAAGUUGUUGAGUUGUCAAUUUAGUAGUGAAAAAGAGGGUAGUUUUGUCCGACAAAAAUGAUUCCAGAGAGUGUAGUUAAAUGCGUGAAUCGUUCACCAAGUGAUUCAGGCGUCGGUGCAUGUGGUCCCCUUGUUCGCCACCUGCUGUAGAGCAUGACACGGGAGCGGAUUUUCACUCCUGUCCUGUCCCACUCCCAGAAAAAAAGUCCCGUCCCGUCCCAAUCCCUGACAGGAGUAAAAAAGUUAAUCCUGUCCUGUCCCACUCCUGUAGAAUGACUCCCACUUCUAUUCCGCUCCCACUCAAAAUUACUCCCACUCCUGUCCCGCUCCCAUUUGAAUAAAACCAAACAUGUUGAAAAAACGUUGCAUUUUUUUUAUUUUAGGUAAAAGAGCAGUGCAUGAUAUGCAUAAAUAAAUAUACAUUUUUAGGUAAAAGUGGCAGCGGAGUCGGAGCCGCAGUCACUCCCAGGGACACCGGCUGCUGCUCUGAGUCACUUUUCACUUCCGGUGGAGACAGGAAGUCAAACCACUGUUGUAGUUCUUUUGUGUUGCUAGCGCGGUCAAGAGUGUUGGCUAUCACUGAGAGAUGACUACAAAAAUGGACACAUCUGUUCAUCUGGUUGUUUAACACGGCUGAAAAUGAUCAUCUAUUAAUGUUGUUCCUGCUCCUGCCCGCUCCCGUUGCUUUUUUUUCCCGUCGCGAUCACGGGAUUAAUUAAAAAAUGACUCGCAUCCCGUGGGAUUCCUGUGGGAAUCACGUGACUCAGGGGAAUUCCUGAAAAAUGUCAUCAUCUAAUCUGCUGGCCUGGCAAUGCUGUUUCCCACUUCAGCUCAAGUGAAGUGAAAAACGAACAAAUCACUCGAGGAAGUGAUUCGGUUCAGUACGUUCACUUAAAAGAUUUGGUUCUUUUGAACGAAUCGUUUGCAAACGACACAACACUACAGGCUACAGUAUAUAGUGAGGCGCAGAGGUGGGCUGGGUCUUUUUUAAAAUUUUUAAAUGGGUUUAAUGUUGAAACAACAAUAGUAGAAAUACUUACAAGACUGUUUUCGAUCCCAUCUGUGUCCACAGGGAGCAGGUUGAUCUGUGUGUCGACAUCCUUGAACGCAUCCUCAUGGCCCUCAGCCCUGUGAGUCUGGCCCAGAACUACAGAGUGGAGCUGCAGGGGGGUCUGAACCAUCCCAAUGCCACUGUCAAGAUACUGGCUUUAACACAGGUGAGCUGCUGGGAGAGAUACAGCACACAUACUAACACAUCGAGAAAUUAAACACAAUUUAAUUUCAGUCACUUAUUUUGUGUUUUCCUGUCAGAUUGGUAGAAUAGUUGAACACCCUGAUGCUGCGACUGAGGUCCUAAAUAACCAGGACAUCCUUCGAGCUGUGAUCAACUGCAUCGGAGAGGAGAAGAUGGCUGUGGCGAAACAGGUGAUUUCUGAAAUGUGAAGUAUCCUGCAUGCAUUCAAAAUGAAUCUACAGCGGUUACAGUAAUUUUUUCUCUAUGUAGGCGAUCCAGUCGUUGUGCAAACUGAGCCACUCCAAGCCCGGACUGGACAAGUUGUUCCAGGGUGACCUUCUGAAAGUUAUGAAGGAUGUGAUGGCCAAAAGUGACAUCAUCAGAUACAGAAUUUAUGAGGUGUGUUUGAAUGUUUUUCACUUUGGCAAAGUUUUUGGUUCAUGACCAGAGAUUGGGGGCUCAUGUUUAAGACUGACUGGGGUCACAUUUAAGUCAGACACUGUUGUGCCUCAAGACAUGACUUGGACUUGAGCUUUGGGACUUGUAGGCAUGACUUUAUAUUUUGUGUACUUGUCUUAAUAACAACAAUGUGACCACACCACAUCACCUACUGCUGCGAUGACACAGCUUCUUACACCAAGUCCAUAAUGACUUCAAAACCAAACUCAAAACAUACCUUUUUAGUCUUGCUUUUAACUAAAUUUUAUGUCAUAAACUUUAAGUGUUUUAGCAUUUAUCUCUUUCUAGUUUUAAUGACAGGAUUGUCCUUUGUUGAGUUAUUUUGGUGCUCUUAUUUUAGUGUCUUCAUUUCAUUUUAUUUAUUAUUUCUUAAAUUUCAUUCUAUGUUACUUUGCUUUUAGAUUUUAACCUAAACCUCCAGUGUUUCCUUAUCUUGAGUUUUAAAAUGGUGUUUCCUCAGUGCGCACAUUCCUGUUUCCACGAAAUCAAGCCCCUUUUAGGUUAAUACAUUUUAAUACUGUUUCUGCUGUGUUUAGAUUGUGGUGUUGGAAUGAGGGGUUGAGCUGGAGCAGUUUUGGGUAUUCUUUGUUUCUUUUAUUCCUUAUUCUAAUAAAGACUGAUUGAUUGAUAAAUAAUCAUAUCAAUAAAAAGUAGGGGUUACUGGAAAAGACCACCCCUACCUGAUACCAACCCUAUCUGCUGUUUGAGAUAUUGCAAAUAUUGGUUCAAAGAAUUCGUCAGUUUCGUCACUCAUGAUCUUGUUGGGUUUUGAAAGUAGUCUGUUUUGUUUCAGUUUUAUAACCAGGUGAAAAACUCUUGAAGCAUCAAGGCCGCUUGUGAAUUUAGCCUCGUCAAACCCUUAUUGCCUGUAGUCCACUGCAGAUUGGCGUAAAUCAUACACUUGGAGGCGGAUGAAUGACUGAUCAACUUUCAUUGAAUUUUUUUUCCCUUGGUGUUAUUACUUUUUCUUUUUACAUGAUUAUCCUGCAGUCAUCAAGCUGACACUAUAAUAAGAUGGAAAAUUGCUCCACAUCUCUCCAUGCAGGCUAAUUUUAAUCUGUUCCCUUGGAAACAGCUAAAUUACCAAAUGGGAAAAAACAAGUUCGAUGCCAAAUGCAGGACUUCUCUAUUGUGUACGGAUCAAGGCUUGUUUUUUUUUUUGACAUAGUUUAUAAAAUGUUCACAUGCUUCUGUAGUCCAUGAACACAUGGAAUAAUACAAAAUGACUUUUCUUGCCCUUUGCAGCUGGUGGUGGAAAUCUCGUCUGUUUCUCCCAUUUCCUUGGGUUACUGCGCCAACAGCAGCUUCAUCUCUCAGCUGAUUGGAGAGCUGACAGGAGAUGAUGUGCUGAUCAGGUAAUGAACUGAUUCACCUUUAAAACACAGAGGGAGAGAGAGAGAGAGGUUAUGAGGGAACAAGUAAAUGAAGAGGUGUAAAUUUUCUGCUCUGAAACUGUUGCUCUGAGUUAUAAAUGUUGUAUUUUUCCUCCAGAGCCACAGCCAUCGAGAUGGUGACCACUCUAGCCCACAGUCAGCAUGGCCGGCAGUAUUUGGCUCAACAGGGUAUAAUGGACAAGAUCUCCAACAUGAUCAGAGGAGCAGAGACUGACCCGUUCUCUUCCCUCUACCUUCCUGGUAAGUCUAAGGAGAAAAGUGCUCCAAGAAAAAUCGGAAGUACAGAAGAUCUGGUCUUUUUCAUGCUGCUACAGCCAGCUCUGUCUUAAUUUACUUAACACUACUGCUCUCUGUUUGAAUCUAAAGGAGUUUGUUAAACUGUUUUUUUAUGUUGAAAGAUCUGAUCAGCGUCAUCAUUAGAGAAAGUAUCCAUCCUUGAAAGUUUAAAUCUUACCUCUCCAGGUUUGGUGAAGUUCUUUGGAAAUCUGGCCAUCAUGGACAGCCCACAGCAGGUUUGUGAAACCUACCCGGCCUUCCUGAACAAGGUGUUUGAGAUGGCAAUGGACCCGGACCCUGCGAUGAUCGGUGUGGCUCUCGACACUUUGGGAUUACUCGGAACUACCGUUGAGGGGAAGCAGGUCCUCCAGAAAACAGGUUAGCUUCUUACGGAUGAGAGCAAUCAAACAUGACUUCCAUGCAGGCCAUGUAAAUGAAUGAUCUGAAACCACUUUUUUGAAGAGCGAUCAGCAACAUAAGAUAAAGUUGAAGGGUUUAUGUGAGUGUCUCCUCAAUCUGACUCCAUCAAAGUGGACAGAUGAGCCCAUCUUCUCGUGACCGGAGGUGUUUUAAACUGAUAUUAAGUCUUAAUUAUCAGGAGACGUCACAGUCAUUGCAUCGACAGAAGAGACAUACUGUAGGACCUCUCUUGCUGUCCCUCUUUGCAGAGCAGGUUUCAGGUGCUGCAGGAUUUUUUGGCAUAAAUAGGAAGGGAGCAAAUACAGAUUGGUCUAAAUUAUUGACGUUAUACCACUGUUGCCAAAAGUACACUCUGUCUUCUUUGCUGGGUAUCGUCUAUGUGCGGGAAACACCGGGUUUUGUAGUGUUACCUGAAGUCUAUAUCAUACGUCUUAGUAUUGUUUUCUUCGACUAGGACCUGAUGCAUUAUUUUGUUCUCUCCCACACCAACAUGUCUUAGAACAACAUAUAAACUUGACAUGUAAACCCCCCCUGUUUCUUUCGUGAUUUAUCUUGUGACUUGGAGUUUGUUCUCCUUGAUUUCUGUGUGACUGUAGGAGAAAAGUUCAAGUCUGUGCUGUCCAGAAUGAGUCAGCUGGCCAGCUCAGGAGCGACAGAGCUCAGAGUGCGCAGCUUAGACGCCAUAGCACAACUCCUCACUCUACAGGUAGCGUACACACAUUAUUUUUGAUGCUGCUUCUUGUAAAAAAAUGAUUAAAGUUUAUGACUCUGUGGUGUUUGAUUGCAGCCAGAACAGCAGACAGAAGACCUUUUGGCCCUGACAGAGUCCUGGUUCCAGCUUUUGUCUAAACAGCCCAUGGAUAUGAUUCGCAACAUCAGCACCCAGCCAUUUCCAGAACUGCACUGUGGAGCUUUGAGGAUAUUCACUGUGAGUGCUCAGCUGUUACUAACCGCCGUAAUCGCUCCCUGUGGUAGAGAUGGUUGAAUUUCCUUUUAAAUAACAGCACUGUAAACAUUUCAUGCUCUUUGCCCAUAAUUACAACGAGCAAAAUGUCACAAGUAACGCUGUAGUAUCUCUAGUGUUGACAUCAGCUGAUAUCUGUGUGUGUUUCCCAGGCCGUCGCCGCUCAGCCGUGGGGUCAGAGGUUAAUGAUCAGCACUCCGGGCUUCGUGGAGUUUGUUCUGGAUCGUUCCACGGGUCAGACGAAGGAGGCCAAGGAUGCCAAGUUCGACCUGGUGGGCUCACUCGUGUGUUCAUCCACAGCCGCAGAGAUUCUGGGCAGCCAGCACUACAUCCGCCUAAAGACGUAUCUGAGAGAGGGACCGUACUACGUUUCAGCGGUGGCCUCAGUCAGCACAGAGGGAGCAGAAUAAGGAAACACACACGCACACACACACUUCUUUGGUUUCUGGUAAAUGCCUGAAUAAUCUGGGUUUACAUACAGGACUUUAAUAAACAGACUCUCUAAAGAAGUACAUAAUUUGUUCUUAAAAAUCAGGCUGUGGUGUUGACAAGAAUACAACUGUUACUACUGACAACACACUUAAACAGUUUACCACAUCAAGAAGCAGAUGCCUGUUCAAGAAUAGGUUAAGAAGAUAACAGUAAUUUAUUUUUAAUACUUGCUGGGUUAAAUUGGUUCAUUCCAACUCUUCAUUCUCUCUCUCUCUCAGAGUAUUUGUAAGACUUUUAUUUUCUUUCAGGGUGAAUCUGGUAUUGUAUUUUGGUAACACCUCUCACUGAUGGCAAGUUUUGGCGGUACUAACCAAAGUCUUUGAAAGCUGUUAAUCAAAGCGGCUAAUUUUAUUUUGUUUUAAAAGUUUGAAGUCUGUUUGGACCAACUUUAUUUUCGCCAAACAGGAUUGGGGGAAAAGCAAGAAGAGCGACACAAAAAGUUUGAAAAUGAAAGAGUGAAGGGUUGAAAUACAGUCAUACCAUUUGUAGGUGGUAUUUGUAGUUUAUUUAGGGGCACCCAAGUUCAGUUAGUUUCUCUGAAGGCCUACUGUGAAGGCUUUAGAAAGGUUUUAUAAUGUCAUUAAGGUAAUCUUAGUUUAAAAGAGAAAUUUUCGCACAGACAACCUGAGUUAUAAGCUAAGGUUUGUGGCCUGAAAGUUUUACAAAAUAACAGAAAAGUUCUUGCUGCAUUAUGGGAAAUGUAGGACAUGUGUCUUUUCUUGCUUCAGUUUUCGCAUAUGACACUCCUGAUAAAGUUCUCUAAAGAUGAACAUUCAGAAUUGACGUGUGUGCCGAUGAUUCACACAAAUCAAACCUGGUGCAAAAGUUGACCAGCAGAAUAAGAGUUAGACGUUUGCCAACUCCAGUAUAUCUCCACUUUGUUGUUAAAACAGAUACUUUAACUCAUUUUUAUUAAACUUGGUUCUCAAGUAUUAAUCUAACCAGCCUUUAAGAGGUCCUUUAAAUGUUCAUCAAAGCACUUACACAUCUAACUUAAUAACACGAUACAGAGAUCUGAAACAAACUCAACCAACACCAUCACUUCAUAAAUCCAACACCUGCUUUGAAUUUCAUUUUGGUUCAAUUUGCUUUUGUGUCAAAAGUUUUUUUGUUUACUUAAGGAACAAAAAGGAAAUAAUUUUUUGUAAUUAAAGAGAUUGCACUCUGA